AUGAAUUUCAAUCAGGAGCUAGAAGACAUCCCUAAAGUCCACGUCCUUCUGAUCGGAGUCGAAAACUUGCCUGAUGAAAAGUUGCAGAUGUACUGUGAUAUCUUGGCGACUUAUUCAAAAAUUUCUCUUGAAUCUGUAAACUUUACCAAUGAAAUGAGAGAUCUUGCAUCAAAUUUUUCCAGCACAUAUUCAGAUGGAUAUGUCAACUAUAAAUUUCAUAUAAAAAAUGACAUUGGGGCAAGUUAUCCUCUUCAUUUGUUUAAGAACUUCCUUGUGGUGUUUGGGAUAGGAGAGCAUGUGAGCGAUAUCAUGUCAAGUUAUUAUUUUAUCUCAAAAACAGCUGGAAGCAUACCGAGCUGCAGGCUUUGGCGACUUUUAUGCUUUGAGCCUAAUGAAGAUGAUAGUAAAUAUUAUUUUCCCUGUCACAGCACCUGGCUAAGAGUAUCCAGCUGGGUCAAGACAAAGCGACUGAAGCAGAUCAGUGAAGGCUGAGAAGAGUAAGUGGCGAAAAAAACCCAAACCUGUAUCUCUAACUACACGGACUGCACAUGCCACCAGCCUUAAUCGGAGAGGAGAGCGUUGGAGCCUGGAGGGUGGGUUGUUAAUGUCUUAGGGUGAGAUUGAUCGUUCUGAUCAGAAAUUUAAAGUUAAUAGAUAGUAAAUAUGAGCAAGAAGCUAAAAAUUUGAUUUUAUUUCACCCUGGACUUGCUCAUGAUAGAUUGUGUGCCAGCGUUGAAAUUGUGCUGCAAGACCUAACAGGGAUGCUUAUAGCAGAAUUUGGGAGAUUAGCUGAAGAGAUGCAUGUAAAAGAGUGUAUUUAUUUGCCUGAUGAAAAUGAUUUCGCAAAGCUUAAGAAAAAGAAGAAUGGGAGGUAUAUCAAAUUAAUUGGCGAUCUGUGCUUAUUGUUGGGAAGCUUGAUAGAAGCUAAUGAAGAGUACGUAAAAGCAUUAGAAGCAGAAAAUAAAACAAGUGAUUGGCUUUGGGUAGCAGCAACUUAUGAAUCAAUAGCAGCGACUGAACUUAUGCUUUCUUCUGGGCAAUAUCAGAAUCUUGAAGCAAUUUUAUCAAAAUUGGGGGAGGCUAAGUUUAAUUACACGAAAGCCAAAAAUCCGAUGCUAGCGAUAGAAUGCCAGUACAGAAUGGCGAAACUUUAUAUAAACUCAGGCCAAAAAUUCAAAGGAAUAGAAAUUAUGACUAGAGUUUUAGACUCUGAAAUAGAUGGAGUCGAUCAAUAUGAUAGAGUUUAUGUAGCUAAAUCAUUAGGAGACUUGUGCAAAUCUCUUGGCUAUCAUCGGAAAUCAGGAUUUUUUUAUAAACUUGCUGCUCAUAAAUGCUAUGAUAAUAUGAAUUAUCAAGAUGCUUUAAAGCUAAUGGACGAGGCUGCUGAGUCUUAUCAUAUUAAAAAAGGGGAAGAGGGGGAAACUGCAACAAAAUUAAAGUUUAAGUUUAUGAUAACUCUUCUAGUCCCACACUUCUUGGCCUCAGCCUCUGAAUAACGGGAUCUGGGCCGGCCUAACCGUCAAAACUGUUUCUGUCCCCAAGCCCCUAGGACCUCUUCUGAUCUACAGUGCAGACCCAUACUCUUGAUCCGAGACUCUCAAAAGUCGUGAUCUUCUUUCACUGAACUAGGAUGUAGGACCUGAGCCCGACCCUUAACUGACAUUUUUAACUGUCACACACAAAAUUAAAAGCAGACAGUUCAUUUAAUUGAACCAUCCAUAACCAAAGAGAAAAUAUGAAGCCUUGAGUAAGAGGCCAGUAUCAAGGGUGGAAAAACUUACAGAAACUUACAUUAGAAUACCUCAAAGCCCUUUCAAAAAAGGUAUCUAGCUCCGCAAAUAAGGGAAGCACAGUCAAAUAUACAUGAGACCUUUUAGCUAUUUUACACUCUUCUUUCACUCCAGAGUUGCAAACACAACUGAAGCUAGAAAUAGAACAAGAUGCCAUUCACGUGCCCUCAGAGCAUUUGUUUCGGCCGCUAGUUCAGCUGACAAGCUUGAAGCCACAAAAAUAUUCUUUGGAAGUGAAUAUAGAAAACGGCGAUUCCCCUUUUUUGUUCAACCCAUUUCCUGAUAAAGGUUUGAACUGGAUCACUGAUUGUCUUAACAUUGUUAGAGCUGUCAUGCAUAAUCCUCUUUCUUUUGAUGUUCCUUUAGAUCAUACACGACUGCUAGUAGAAGGCGCUGCUGAAUGCUGUCCAAGUAAUAAUUAAUUAGCUUCACAUACACUUCCUGCACACUCCACUGAGAGUUUUGAGUACUAUAUUGUUCCAAAAACCCUAGGAAAUUUGAAAAUUGUAGGAGUGCAUAUGCAGAUGCUAGGCUUAAACUGCACUAUUCAAGUAGAUCCAAUUGAAAUCGAAGUAAUGCAGAGACUGCCUGAGCUAAAGGUCCAAGCAGACCAAAACAAAGUUGUCAUGCUAUCUUCAGAGCUUCGCACUAUAAACCUAAGCAUUAAAAAUAUCAGCAGUGAGCCAUUGGGAAAUUUCAAAAUUUACUGUGAGCCUUCAGAAGUUGCAACUUUUGAUACAGAGCAGCUUGAAACUUUGAAAACCCUUCGAAGCAACUCACAAGCUCAGCUUCAGGUCACCCUAAACGCCUAUAAAGACUCAACUAAUGUGAAGUUUUCUAUCAGAUAUAGCAACUCAGAAGGGAAAAUCUGGCUUUCUGACUCAGUUUCACUGUUUAUGGAAGUCAUAGCUGGAGUAGAGAUUCUAGAAUCCCGAAUGGAGCCUCUCUUUGAAUACUCCUGGUGGGAAGACCUUCAUAAAGUUAAUCCUUCAAUGUCAGAAAUUGGCAACUCCUUUGGGCACCGAGAUAAGGACCGAGGAAUUAACGAUCAUUCAUUUUGCAAGUUCAUUGUGAAAGUGGUUAACAGAAGCAAAGAUGACUUAGAAAUUUCAGCCUUAAUUACAAACCUUUCACUAGUUGAGUCUCAGCAAGUGAUUAUCCCUCCUGAGCAGACUCAUGAAUUGUCAUUGCUUUUAGAGAGAUUUGAAAAUGUCACAGUUAUUGAGCUAAAUAAAAGGAUUUCAAUUGAAUGAAGAAGUUUAGGGAAUAAUAGAAGAGGGAAAAUUGAUAAUUUACCAUAUGAAACACCUUUAUUUAUUUAUGCUGAACAGCCUAAAGUUAAAUUUAGCGCUGUCCAUGGUAAUGAUGGACCUUUUAAAAAUGUUUGAAUUAAGGUGACGUUUGAAGAAGAUCACAAAGGGGAUUAUCUAUAUUUAUAUCCGCUUAAAAGAUUGCCUGAUGGAAAUAAGAAACUAUUGCCGCAGGAUCUUAUACUUAUUGGGUCUUUAGCAAUAUCUCUGAAUGAAGGAGAAAAGGAGUGUGUGCAUGAAUUAAAAUAUUUACCAUUAGAAAAGUUUGGAUAUUGCUUAGUUGCGGCAGUAGGCAGCAAAUCUUGUGUAAGAUGGUGGAGUCAUGAAAGUUGGGAGCUAUAA
Blepharisma stoltei is the source of this 3442-nucleotide messenger RNA. The record is from the annotation of a GenBank genome assembly. NCBI's taxonomy places the organism in Eukaryota, Ciliophora, Heterotrichea, Heterotrichida, Blepharismidae.